Messenger RNA from Daktulosphaira vitifoliae (grape phylloxera), 1369 nucleotides. Its product is annotated as pyridoxine-5'-phosphate oxidase. Lineage: Eukaryota; Metazoa; Arthropoda; Insecta; Hemiptera; Phylloxeridae. Gene Ontology annotation, molecular function: pyridoxamine phosphate oxidase activity; phosphatase activity; FMN binding. The record is from RefSeq and is a predicted model, not a curated record. The transcript is spliced from 2 exons. Gene Ontology annotation, cellular component: cytoplasm. Gene Ontology annotation, biological process: pyridoxine biosynthetic process; pyridoxal 5'-phosphate biosynthetic process. Bases 261 to 1250 code for a protein of 329 amino acids.
AUUUCACCUAAAGCGAGCUAAGAUGAGUAUUGAGAACUAAUUUUUAUUAAUAUUCAAAAGGCUAUAUCAGUAUUCUGUUGGAACUAUCUCUAAACAUUUUUUAGUUGUUUCUUUUUAAUAUUUUCAUUUUCUACGCAAUUGCAGUAUUGAAAUUUGAUGACUUUUAGUACCAAUUCGUUUAAGCAAAUAGUUCGCCGUUUAUUUAUUAAUUUACCUCGUAUGGCUGAUUCAAAUUUUGCACUAGUGUGUUGACAACGGUCAUGUUUACAAAAUCUAUUUCGACGUUUUUAUUUGUUAGGAAUCUAAACAUCAAGAUGAAGACCACCACAAGUAUAGAUUUAUUGUCUGAACAAGGCCGUCAACAAUUCUUUGCUUCAUUCGACAAUGUACUCACUGACUGUGAUGGAGUUUUAUGGAUGUUAAAUCAAGUAAUACAUGGAGCACCUGACGUAAUGAAUGGUUUUAAGUCUAAUGGCAAAAAAGUAUUUUAUGUUACCAACAAUAGCACAAAAACACAAACUCAGUUGUUAGAGAAGUUCACAAAUCUUGGAUUUAAGGCCUCUAAAAAUGAUAUAAUUAGUACUAGUUUUUUGGCUGCUAAAUAUUUGAAAUCCAAUCUUGAUCCAUCAAAAAAAGUAUAUGUUAUUGGUUCACCUGCUAUUGCUAGUGAAUUAAAUGAAGUGGGUGUAAAUCAUUUUGGCGUAGGGCCAGACUAUUUACAAAGUUCUGUGCCAACAUUUGUAGAAAAUGUACAACUUGAAGAAAAUGUAGGAGCAGUUUUAGUUGGAUUUGAUGAGCAUUUUAGUUAUCCAAAAAUCUUCAAAGCAGCAUCUUAUUUGAAAGAUCAGAGUUGUUUGUUUGUUGCAACAAAUACUGAUGAAAGUUUUCCAGUCUCUGGAACAAAGAUCAUCAUGCCUGGUACAGGAAGUUUAGUAUGUACAGUAAAAACUUGUGCUGGUCGUGAACCUUAUGUGGUUGGCAAACCUUAUAGUUACAUUCGAAAAGUUCUUAUGGAUACUUAUAAUAUUGAUCCUACAAGAACUAUAAUGAUUGGUGACCGUUGCAACACUGAUAUUUUACUGGGUAAACGUUGCGGGUUUAAAACACUUUUGGUUUUAACUGGUGUAAAUACUUUUGAAGAAAUUGAUAAAUGGAGUAAAUCUGAUGAUCCAGAACUACAAGAAUUGGUGCCUGAUUAUUAUGCUAAAAGUAUCGCUACUUUGAAAGCGACAUUCCCAUUACCACUGUGAUAAUUAUUGGUGGGAUUAGAUUUAGAUUAUUAAUAUUUCUAUUUAUAUCGUAUAAUUUUGGUUUUAGUAAAAAAUAUUUAGCUUUCAUUAUGAAAUAAAUAAUAAUUUAAUAAGCAUUA